AUGGCCAGUAACCAGGCCAGCCUGCAGGAUGAUCAGAGCAGGCACUGCAAGUUUUUAUCCUAUAUGUUCUACCAAGCAGUGAGAGACCACAAGCCUGUGUGGAUGCUGGAAGACAUGAGAACUAUGGAGUAUUUUUACUGGGAGGAAAAUGCCAGCCUAAGAACCUACUCACCUUCAGAAGCCCUUCUCUAUGCAGUGGUGCAUAAUCACCUGCCUUAUGCUCAAUAUUUGCUGUCUCAUUUUCCAGAGGAGGCUCUCAAGGUGCCUGGGGAACACAUCUGCUAUUGCCCAUCCUCCGCUCCUCACUUGGCCAUGGCAGUCACCUAUGACAGGAUAGAUAUCUUGGGACUGAUCAUCAAUAUUGCACACAAGCUCCCCAGCUUGAACUCCUACAUCAAUAGGACUGGCUGCUUUCACCUGGAAGAUGGGAAAACCCCCCUGCACCUUGCCUGUGAACUGCUGAGAUCAGAGACAGUUCUUAUCCUUCUUGGGAAUGGUGCUUCUCCCAGGAUAGAAGAUAGUAAAGGGCUUACCCCGCUGGAUGUCAUCCUGGAGCAGAUGUGGGACUCAAAAGUAAAUGUGGCAUCUAAGAAGCUCUGCCUUGACUACCUUUUGCUCUUCAUGCCAAACCCACAGUUUAAGAUGCGGAAAGUUCUGCAGGAGCAUCCGGACCACUGGACAGCCUUGUUGGGGGAAGACAAAUUCAAUAGCCUGGUGGGGAACACACCUGCUUCUUUAUAUCUUCAAGCUAUGCAAACUAUUCUCCAGACUCUUCCCCCCUCCCAUUUUCCCAAAAGCAUCCAGGAACUACCUAUACCUCAGGCACUAAAGCCCUUACCAUCCUAUGGCAAAAAGCUACCGACAAAAAAUGUGGUAAAUGUUUUUCAUUGA
Molecule: messenger RNA, 891 nt
Organism: Calypte anna (Anna's hummingbird)
Lineage: Eukaryota; Metazoa; Chordata; Aves; Apodiformes; Trochilidae
Product: ankyrin repeat domain-containing protein 9
Exons: 1
Coding region: 1-891 (296 amino acids)
Molecular function (GO): protein binding
Source: RefSeq, a predicted model, not a curated record